Messenger RNA from Colias croceus (clouded yellow), 2223 nucleotides. RefSeq names its product proclotting enzyme-like. The transcript is spliced from 7 exons. Lineage: Eukaryota; Metazoa; Arthropoda; Insecta; Lepidoptera; Pieridae. Gene Ontology annotation, biological process: proteolysis. The coding region runs from base 231 to 2105 and encodes 624 amino acids. The record is from RefSeq and is a predicted model, not a curated record. Gene Ontology annotation, molecular function: serine-type endopeptidase activity.
UGAGCGCGAAACACGUUUUUUUCAAAUUCAAAAAAAUUCCAUCUGACAUUUCAACAUUCCCUCCAAAACCACACGGUGCAUUUUUGACAUAACUUUUUUUUUUUAAUUUUUCUUUUGGUCGUGGCGUUGAACUUGGCUGUGAGUGCAGAGCCCCCGUUUCAUAAGUGAUUAUACGAUGUUACAAACGUUCGUAGUGAAAGUGUAGUGACGUAAACAUUAGAUCAGACGUUAUGGCGGACAUUGUGCGUUUGGGGAAGUGCCGUGCCAUAGAUAUAAUUUUUUUUAUUGUUUUUGGUACCUCAAUCUUCACAACAGAAAUAACAUGUCAACAGACUGUUCUCCACCCGGUCCCCUUCAGACGGAUAACGGAUGAAACAAACCCAUAUCUACAAAGGCACACGCACUGGAAUCAAUAUUCCGUACCAAGAAAAAGGUCUUCAGAUUCCACACAAUAUUACCAAAAUAAUCCUUAUAGUCAAGCAUAUUACCAUGAACGACAGUUCAUGUCACAAGUACCCAACAACCAACAAUACCCUCAAUAUUAUGAUGGUAGAUCAUCUGUAGAUUUAAUUCACUCAGAAAGUAUUCAAAAUCCAAACGAUGGAAGAUUACUAUCAGACUCUGCAUUCACAAGAAUAUCUGAAACUCUGGGAGCAAUUAACACAGUUGGUCAUUAUCUCGUCGAUGUGGUCAAUGAUAAUAAUGAUCGAACGGAAACCGAUUCUAAUUUACAGCAGUUACCCCAAGCUCUCUACACGAUAAGCAAAAAUGUUCUAGGGCGUAACGUUACUGACAAAAUAGCACCUAUAGUAAAGAAAGCUUUACCUAGAGUUCUACCAGAUGCUCCUAUAACAAAAAUAGCAACGGCAAAUUACAAUGAAAAUGAUGCCAAGUCGUGUACGACACCUGAAGGAGAGGAUGGUGUGUGUGAAGACUUGAGUAACUGUCCGCAAUUACUGCUAAACCUUAUUAAUCUCAGAGAAUCGUUGUGUUUCAAAGACCUAUUUGUACCUGGAGUAUGUUGUCCACGUGACGCAGUUGUGCCUUCUACGCCAGCGGUGGAAAAGCCUGUUUUAACGACAACUAGUAAACCGACUUACUUGGUUCCUGUAACGACUCAGAGGCCUGUAACUUUGACAACAAAUAAACCAACGACGAAACCUUCAGCUGUUUUGGUUCUAACAACUAAGAAACCAAAAACAACUACGCCAAAAGUAACUACGCCGAAACCGACUAGAACAACUACGGUCACUACUUCCCGACCACCGUCUACUACAUCUUUUUACACAGUUGCACCACCUAUUAUCGCUAAUUACUCCAACAUUGUGGAUGUUAACGAUUGCGGUCAACGCGAAGACGAAGGAGGUCGUAUAGUUGGUGGAACAGAAUCCAAACCUGGCGCCUGGCCAUGGAUGGCAGCUAUCUAUCUCCACGGGAACAAGAGGAGAGAGUUCUGGUGUGGAGGCACUCUGGUGGGGCGACGACAUGUGCUCACAGCCGCUCAUUGUACAAGGGACUCGAAACAGAGGCCUUUUCCCGCCCGCCAAUUCAGCGUGCGUCUGGGUGACGUAGACUUGGCACGUGACGACGAACCCUCCCGCCCGGUGACGUUGCGGGUGACAGCCGUGCGCGCGCACGAGCAGUUCUCGAGGGUUGGCUUUUAUAACGAUAUCGCUGUUUUGGUUCUGGCUGAAAACGUCCAAAAAUCAAAAUAUGUGAUACCCAUCUGCCUCCCGUACGGCGACCUUGCCCGCAAGCAGUUCGACGGCUCUGUAGCUACCGUGGUGGGCUGGGGGACCACGCGGUACGGUGGGGGGGAGAGUUCCAAGCAGUUAGAGGCUAAACUACCAGUAUGGAGGAACGAGGAAUGUGACAGAGCGUAUUUCCAGCCGAUAACAGAUACUUUUCUGUGCGCGGGAUACGCGAGGGGUGGGGUUGAUGCGUGUCAGGGAGACUCAGGCGGCCCGCUAAUGUUGCAAGCAAACGGUCGGUGGACUCAAAUCGGCGUUGUUUCGUUCGGAAACAAGUGCGGCGAGCCCGGCUACCCCGGCGUCUACACACGUGUGACACACUACCUCAGCUGGCUGCAACAGAACUUAACAUAAUUAAUUUAAUUUAAUCACUAAACUUUAAAUUAUAUGCACCUUAUAUUCUUUUUUUUUUAAAGUGAAACUUUUAUUACAUCGUCUCAAACUUUUUGGUCCGUGUAGCGCAUGUCUCGUG